CUAUUGGAAUUGGUUAUCUUGAUAACCGGAAAGUUAAACCAAACCGGUAGCUUAUCGUAUUUUGCUAAGUGUCACUUGUUAAGAUUGGUAAUAGUCGAGUACUUAAUAUCUUUUCUUCAUUCAUUACAACAAACUCCUCUUGAGACCUAGAGAGAGAGAGAGAGAUAGUGAGAGAUUUAGAUCAACAGAUUUGAAUCGAUUUCUGCAAAAAUGCAGUACAAGAAUCUGGGGAAGUCGGGUUUGAAGGUGAGCACGCUCUCAUUCGGAGCAUGGGUUACGUUUGGGAACCAGCUCGAUGUGAAGGAAGCGAAAUCGAUUCUUCAGUGUUGUCGUGAUCAUGGAGUCAAUUUCUUCGACAACGCCGAGGUUUACGCUAAUGGUCGCGCUGAGGAGAUUAUGGGUCAAGCGAUUCGUGAGCUGGGUUGGCGUCGAUCCGAUAUCGUCGUCUCUACCAAGAUCUUCUGGGGUGGUCCUGGUCCUAAUGAUAAGGGUUUAUCGAGGAAACAUAUCGUCGAAGGCACUAAAGCUUCUCUCAAACGACUUGAUAUGGAUUAUGUUGAUGUGCUCUAUUGCCACAGGCCGGAUGCUUCAACUCCUAUUGAAGAGACGGUUAGGGCGAUGAACUACGUGAUUGAUAAGGGUUGGGCAUUCUAUUGGGGAACCAGUGAAUGGUCAGCUCAACAAAUUACCGAGGCAUGGGGAGCUGCUGACCGGUUGGAUUUGGUUGGUCCAAUCGUUGAACAGCCAGAAUACAACAUGUUUGCCAGGCACAAAGUUGAGACAGAGUUUCUUCCUCUGUACACCAACCAUGGUAUAGGUCUCACUACUUGGAGCCCACUUGCAUCGGGUGUGCUCACUGGUAAAUACAACAAGGGAGCUAUUCCCUCAGACAGCCGAUUUGCAUUGGAGAACUACAAAAACCUUGCCAAUAGAUCACUUGUGGAUGACGUGCUGAGGAAAGUUAGCGGUCUCAAACCCAUUGCAGAUGAGCUAGGUGUAACCUUGGCUCAGCUUGCAAUCGCAUGGUGUGCUUCAAAUCCUAAUGUGUCAUCCGUUAUCACUGGUGCCACAAGGGAGUCACAGAUUCAAGAAAAUAUGAAAGCUGUUGAUGUGAUCCCAUUGUUGACACCUGUUGUUCUGGACAAGAUUGAGCAAGUGAUACAGAGCAAACCAAAACGUCCUGAAUCGUAUCGGUAAAACCAAAAUCCAAGAUCUUUCUUUCCUAUUCAAUCGCUUUCAAAAGAGUGUUGCAGGAAAAAGAUAAAGAAAACAUUAGAAGAAGAUGUGUGAUGUUUGUUGUUGGAUGUUUUGUCUCGUGUUGGCUUUGUUUGUUCUCUUUGGCAGCUUAUGCAUUUUUAAGACUCAGACAGAGAAAGAGAGAGAGUAAUGUGUUUUUUUAGUUGUUGUUUCAUCAUUUAAAAACGGUCUUAUUGUUACUUGUUAGUAGUGAAACUUAAAGUUUGGUUUUUGUAGUUGCGAUAUCAUGACGUCAAUAUAUUGAAUAGCGCAUCAAACAA
Arabidopsis lyrata subsp. lyrata is the source of this 1517-nucleotide messenger RNA. Its product is annotated as probable voltage-gated potassium channel subunit beta. Lineage: Eukaryota; Viridiplantae; Streptophyta; Magnoliopsida; Brassicales; Brassicaceae. The record is from RefSeq and is a predicted model, not a curated record. The coding region runs from base 211 to 1197 and encodes 328 amino acids. The transcript has 5 exons.